AGCAAUGGCUUCAAGCUUUAAAGUAGUACUGGCGAUUGUCGGGAUACUUAUGAUGUCCACCAGUAAUGGCCAAAUAGAAUGCGAGGUCAAGCCUAUCGAUAUGCUAUCCUCUUCUCACUUCUACGGACGUUCCAACACCACAAUGAUGAACGAAAUGAAUAGUUAUCAGAAUAAAUCCAGAUACGAAUGUAUGCAGAUGUGUCGACAGAAUGCCAGUUGUGUUGCUUUCACUUACGCUGAGGGUUCUCAAUCGUGUUCCAUGUUUGAUCAUGAUAGUGAAACGGGACCAGAACUACUGCAAUCGGGACCCGGCGUCUGGUUUUAUGACUUGCGACAGAAAGAUAUCACUGAGAGUUAUGUUGGCACGUGUAUUGAGGGCAGUAGGUGCCGCAAUGGAGCCUCGUGUUUCAACGAUUGUUCAAACAAUGGAUAUAGCUGCGCAUGCUCAAAACAAUUCAAUGGAAAAUAUUGUGAAAAUGCGUUUACACACACACCUGUUUUGACAACAAGUAUCAUCGGUGGUCCAUCUGCAAGUAACAUUGCAUUCUCACACAAGAAAAACCACUAUCUUGUCAUUGGAGGAUAUGAAGGUGUUGCAGAAACUACAACGAAAGUAUAUAAGUACAGCAGUAUCUCUGGUUCCUAUGAGUAUCUGCAGGAUUUAUCUGGCACAAGUGUAGCACUCAAGAUGGAAAGUUUUGAGAUAAAUGAUAAACUGUAUCUGUUCGUCUCCAAUUAUAAGCAACAUGGUGGAUCAACUAUUACAACGUCUUACAUCUACACAAUUAACUCGGAAACAGGUUUGUUUGAGCAGCACCAAUCAAUCAGCACACAAGGCGCAUUCUCCGCAUCUUAUUUGAAAUUUAAUGCUGAUCAUUACUUGCUGGUUGCCAACUACUAUGGGUCAACCCUAGACGUGGAAUCAAUAGUGUAUCAAUGGAACAGCGACAACAACCAGUUCAUCCAUUUUUCCCAGCUUGCAACAAAUGGGGGUAGCGGUUGUAAACUAUUCUCAAUCGAUAACAGUUUGUACGCUGUGAUAUCAAAUUAUGAAGGAUCGAUAGAGGGACAUUCUGUUUUCUCUAAGGUUUGGACACUCAUCAAUGGCGGCUUUGCUUCAAGGGUUUACAAAGGCUGUUUUGUGGACAGCGGUAGUAGAGCGCUUUCAUCAUCAUACACCAGUUCUGGAUCUAUGACUAUAGAUUGGUGUAUAGCAUACUGUUACGAUCGUGGCCAUGUGUUCGCUGGUUUGCAGGCGGCAAGCCAGUGUUUUUGUGGCGGUGAUACAUACUCCAAGUACGGCCAACGACCAGACAGUGAGUGCAAUUCUAAUUGUAGAGGGAAUCCGCUAGAGAAAUGUGGUGGUGGUUGGAGGAACUCUGUAUAUACUACCGGUGCAGGUAAUCAUUUAGAGAAUUCACUAGCCGAGACUGACGCGGGAUCUAUUGGAAUCGAUGUGUUUGAGAGUGACGGCGUGACUUAUCUAGUGGCGGUUAAUAAUUUUGAAUGCGUACAGAAUACCAUAGUUUACACAUUUGACAAAGUCACCAAUGAGUUUGAAAUUCACCAAAGAAUUCCAUCAGAACACUGUCCUAUUACUGUUACUGUAUUCAAGGUAGGAGGAGAAAUAUUUAUGAUUCUGGGCACUGAUAGAAAGGAAUGGUUUGUAAGUGAUAUUGAAAGCUACACUACGUCAUCUCCCAUCUUUAAACUAGAAGGUAGUAUGUUUGUCAAAUAUACAACUGUGACGUCACAAGUAUCUUGGGACUUUACUUUUUUUGAGCGAGAUGGAGAAUACUUUUUAGGCCAAUCAAAUCAAAGGAAUGAAAAUGAUGGCAGUGAAUCCGAUGCAAGUUUUAACAUAUAUCAAUGGAUUUAGUAAUUUAUAGUAUAAUUAAAUAAGAAUAGGGCUUUCCUGUUCUGCUCGCAUAAAAGUAAUGUAAAUUAAGAAUUAAUAUUAUAUUUGAAAUUAAUAAUUAUAUCAAUAACAACUUAUAUAUGUAUAUAUGUAUAUAUAUAUAUAUAUAUAUAUAUAUAUAUAUACUUAUAUAUAUAUAUAAUUAAUUAAUUAUCAACAUACUGGAGAAGAACAAUUAUGUGAGAAUAAAGGAUGGUAGAGAUAGCAAAGCGAUAAAUCAAAUACUAAUACACAUGUUUUGUAUUAGUUAUUUUUAUUAUUAAUGUAAUUUGAUUUUUAGCUUCUAUGAUUGUAUUCAAUUUCAAAAACCAAAAAGAAAAUUAUUUCUUCAUUUUGUCCACAUUGAGUGAUAUACAUCAAACAGAUUAUAUUUGGUGUUAUACAAUUUGUGUUCUCAAUAUGUUUUAUUAAAUGAUUACUG
This is a messenger RNA of Anneissia japonica, 2339 nucleotides long. RefSeq lists its product as uncharacterized. Gene Ontology annotation, cellular component: plasma membrane. The coding region runs from base 5 to 1879 and encodes 624 amino acids. The record is from RefSeq and is a predicted model, not a curated record. The transcript has 8 exons. NCBI's taxonomy places the organism in Eukaryota, Metazoa, Echinodermata, Crinoidea, Comatulida, Comatulidae.